GAGAGUUUUCACCUCACACUAAAUAUUAACAUUUUUUUCAAUGUUUGAUGAAAGUAAAUUCACGACCCACAAUUCACUUUUAUGACAGACAAAAGAAUUAAGAUGCUGAUACUUAACUCUAUCGUUGUUAUAUUACUCACUCUAUCGUUGUUAUAACUUUUUUGAGAGGAGGUUUAACCUUAUUAAAAAAGGUAAAAGAUAAAAAGUAAAAGAUACAAAUGCUCAAGCUUUUCAACAGAGGCAGGAUAGCCCCGCCGACGCGUCCCCGCCGACGCGUCCCCGCCCUCCUCCGCCGUCGCCGCGCCGUCUUCUUCGUCAGCAUCUCCGGUCACUGGCCCCGCCAGGUCGAUACGCCUCGUCUAUUGCGAUGAUAAGGGGAAGUUCCGAAUGGAUCCAGAAGCCGUCGCUACGCUCCAACUUGUCAAGGAGCCCAUCGGCGUCGUCUCCGUCUGCGGUCGCGCACGGCAGGGCAAGAGUUUCAUCUUGAAUCAGCUAUUAGGAAAGAGUAGUGGAUUUCAAGUAGCGUCAACACAUCGGCCUUGUACCAAAGGGCUUUGGUUGUGGAGUACACCUUUGAAAAGGACUGCUCUUGAUGGAACAGAUUAUAAUCGCCUAAUAUUAGACAGUGAAGGAAUAGAUGCUUAUGAUCAGACAGGAACAUACAAUGAGAAGAUGAAAGAUCAGACUCCAAUAGACUUCUAGGUACAAAACUAGGUAUAACUCAUAGGCAGAGUACGAGGCUUCAUAGAAAUUAGUUGUUAGUUUGGUUAGUUGGUUGGGGGGCCUUUAGCUCUUGUGUUUGGGGACUUUUGGAUAAUCUUGUAGAUUGAGCUUUGGCUCUAUGUGAAAGGGAAACACUUGGAGGAGAGAGUGCUCUCCUAUUUUGUGUUUUAUAUAGUCUAUACAAUAAAGAAUAUUACUCUUUUGUCUCUUUUCAAUUAUGAGUUCCUAUCAAUUGGUCCGACCCACUUGAUUAAAGGUUGCAGAUCAAGAAGUGAUCAAGAAAAGGUGAAAGCAUAGAAGGAAGAGAGAAUACCUUGGAGAGGAGGACCAUCGAACAUAAAAUGAGCGUGGCAAAACCGAAAAUGAACAUGGUAGAAUGGAGAAGAAAUAUGCAAGAAAUGCAACAUGAAAUGAGGAUUCUCAUAAAGGGCUUUGAAAGAAGUGAGAAAUUUCUCAUGAAAGGAAAGAAAGAGGGAAAAAUGGGUAGGUAUGUUGUGAAGAUAGUCUGUUAGACAUCUAGAAAACCAAGAUACCCUCAUAUGGAGGAGAAAAUUCAACCAAUAGGGAGAAGAAAAGAGAAACGGAAGCUGCUGUUUGGAGUGUUGAUGGUUUUGCAGGAAUUAAAGGGCAGGAUAGGAGAGAAGAAAAUAUAUGUGAAGAGGAAGGCAAUGACGAAAAUUGUGAUGGAGACAUUGGUGCGGCUGUUGCUAAGAAAGUUGCAAAAGCUACUUCUUUUAGUGGAGAUAGUGUGGUAGGUUGUGGUGUGUAUGUCAAAACAGUGAAGAAGUGGGAAAAAUUAGUUGCAAAAGCUAUUGCUUUUAGUGGAGAUAAUGUGGUAGGUUGUGGUGUGUAUGUCAAAACAGUGAAGAAGGGGAAAAAAUGUUGAGGCCUGGGAUUAAAACAAUGGUGUCAAGAGGAACCCAGUUGAGUCUGUUUAGAGAGCAAGAGAGGAAAGAAGAGAGGAACUUCUGCAAGAUAUCAAGAAAGCAAAGAAACACUCAGGUGAAGGAGACAAUUCAAGCAAUUGGGAACAAAAAGGAGAAGAGGAUGCCAUUGACAAUAUUUGAGCUAGGAAGGGUGAGGAAAAACUAGUUUUUCCGUGGGUGAAAAGAGAAGAGUUGACCACUAAUGAAGGGAAUGACACUUAAGGUCAAACAACAGGGGUAGCAAAUGCUUCUGAAGUUCAGAACACCAAAGGAUCAACAAAAGUACACCCAAACAGCAAAGAAAAUGUAGUCUAGGGGUUCAAGACCUGACACCAAAAACCAAGGGGGAACACUUAAUGUUGUAUAUAUAGUUAAGGGGAAUAAGGGGAGUCACUUUUGACUGCUAGUAGUUUCUAAACAGGAUUGGUUAUCCUUGUUGGGGAAGGUUAAGCUUCCUUUGUACUCCCUUUUCUUGUAUUCUUUCUUGGAGUUCAAUAAAACCAGAGACUAUUCAUACCUUCUGAGUUGAUUACGUGAGUUGUUGAAGUGAUAGAUAGGAUUUCUUUAUCAAGAACCCUAUCAAUAACUCUACAGACUAGUCUAAAUGAUGAUAGCUAUAUGUAAUGAUUCUAACAGAAGUGUUCGAAUUGUAUUCUUGUAUUCUUUACUUUCAAGAAUAAUAAUACAAGUCUGUUUCAGUGUUUCUGGGUGUUUGGUGCUGCCUAGUGCGUGUUUCCAGAUUUCUUGUUGCAAGAAAUCUAACAACAUGCCAUUUGUUCUUGACGUUUUUGUUUGCUGAAGUAUUGCUUUUAUACUUCAAUUGUUGUUGCC
Molecule: messenger RNA, 2480 nt
Organism: Vigna radiata var. radiata (mung bean)
Lineage: Eukaryota; Viridiplantae; Streptophyta; Magnoliopsida; Fabales; Fabaceae
Product: guanylate-binding protein 2-like
Exons: 3
Coding region: 388-702 (104 amino acids)
Molecular function (GO): GTPase activity; GTP binding
Source: RefSeq, a predicted model, not a curated record